Candida tropicalis MYA-3404 is the source of this 867-nucleotide messenger RNA. RefSeq lists its product as uncharacterized. The transcript has a single exon. NCBI's taxonomy places the organism in Eukaryota, Fungi, Ascomycota, Pichiomycetes, Serinales, Debaryomycetaceae. The coding region runs from base 1 to 867 and encodes 288 amino acids. Gene Ontology annotation, biological process: membrane organization; endoplasmic reticulum tubular network organization. Gene Ontology annotation, cellular component: endoplasmic reticulum; membrane. The record is from RefSeq and is a predicted model, not a curated record.
AUGUCAUCAUCUCAACCUCAACAACAAGAACAACAGCAAUCGGGAUCUACCAAUCUUAGAUACCAACCACCACUAGAGGUUCUUACCAAUUUGCUCAGAACUCAGCAAUUCUACUGGUUCUUGGGUCAUGUAUUGGCAGUAUUGUUCUUUGUCUUGAAUUUCGUCACUGGGUUCUUCCGUCCUCGUUCAUCUUUACGUUAUUACCAAUUCGCCUUGUUGUCAAUCAUAUUGACUUAUUUGAUUGUCAUCAGACAAGUUCAUUUCAAGUCUGGGUUCAAGUUCUCAACCAUUAACGCCAGGUUAUUGCGUGAUGAAAAUGUUCAAUACUUGACUUUGGCUAUUGUAUUGUACGGAUCAAGUUUUGUCAUUGGCCAAACUCAAGCUAGUUUAUACUCAUUUGUUAUAUUUUCCGUGUUCCAUGUUUCCACCUAUUUCCAAAACCAUUUGUUAUCCGUCUUCUUACCUAGCAUUGGUGCCCAACAAAGAGUCAACUCUUUGAUUACCCAAUUCACUCAUAAGUUCAACCAGCCGGCAUUGUUUCUCGCUGCCAAUGCUGAAAUCAUGAUGUUGUUAUUUGCAGGAUUUCAAUUGGCCAUCAGUUCAUUGUUUUUAUUAUUCAGAUGGAACUUUGUCUAUGUCGGUGUCCAAGGAUUUGUAUUUGGAGUUGUUGUUGCAUUCAACAAGUUGAGAUAUGACGGUAAUCAAUACACCAAGACUGUUGUUGACCUGAUGGAUGCCAGGGCUAACCAAUUUGUUGCGCAAGUUAACAACCCACAAGUCACUGAGUUGUACACCAAGAUCAGAACCAAUGUGAUCAACUACAUUAGAUUGAUCCAAUUGCCAAAAAGUGCUGCCAAAAAGAACUAG